This is a messenger RNA of Pteropus alecto (black flying fox), 796 nucleotides long. RefSeq names its product transcriptional and immune response regulator (gene TCIM). The transcript has a single exon. NCBI's taxonomy places the organism in Eukaryota, Metazoa, Chordata, Mammalia, Chiroptera, Pteropodidae. The coding region runs from base 16 to 405 and encodes 129 amino acids. Gene Ontology annotation, biological process: endothelial cell activation involved in immune response; negative regulation of Notch signaling pathway. Gene Ontology annotation, molecular function: Notch binding. Gene Ontology annotation, cellular component: cytosol; nucleus. The record is from RefSeq and is a predicted model, not a curated record.
AAUAGCAGUUCUGGAAUGAUUUUGCUACAGACUCUCUGGAGAGCCCCGGCAGGAGCUGAAUUCCCAAAGAUCUCCACAUCGAUGAAAGCAAAGUUGAGCCACCAAGCCGUCGUCGUCAUGUCCACCUCGCUGCGAGUUAGCCCUUCCAUCCACGGCUACCACUUCGACACAGCUUCGCGUAAGAAAGCGGUGGGCAACAUCUUUGAAAACAUCGACCAAGAAUCACUACAGAGACUCUUCAAAAACUCUGGGGACAAGAAAGCAGAGGAGAGAGCUAAGAUCAUUUUUGCCAUAGAUCAAGAUCUGGAGGAGAAAACACGAGCCCUGAUGGCCCUGAAGAAGAGGACGAAAGACAAGCUUUUCCAAUUUCUGAAACUGCGGAAAUAUUCCAUCAAAGUUCACUGAGGACAAGAGAAUGGAUAAGAACAUUAUCCAGGAACAGACAUUUGUGAGUCAAUCGGUGAGACCUUAACAUGCAGCAUUGUGUUGCUGCCUUGCAAGCUUCUCCUCCGUCAGGACUCCGGAGGCUGGAAAGGAACAGAACAAACUGGUUACAAAGACUCCAACCAAUUUCAUGCCUGUGCCGUGACAGUGGAGAACAAAAUGCUUUCAGCGAGGAUUUGAAAACUCUCCCAGCGGGAAAGGACUGAUGCCCGUGUCAGGAGAAGAGUCUGGAUGAAUGUAAUGAGAAAUGAAACUGAAGAAAACAGAUGGCUGGGGAAGAAUUCCAGCCAGGGUCUCUUUGUGGAGCCCUAGGACUUAAAUUCGACCUGAACUUUUUUUUUUUUUUUCCUAA